AUGGUUGAAGAUGAGAGGCUUGCGGAAGGUGCUCGGCAGCCGGAGCAAUCACCGCACGCCGACUUCGCUGCCCAGCAGCGACACCUCCAGCGCCUCGUGAUGUCGCUCGAUGCCACGCUUGGCUCCCUCCUGACCCCACAGCAGUCCAAGCUGCAGCGCCCAUCUUCUACGCCACACCGUAGAUCAUCGCCAGCAAGCAAGACCGGCAAAGGCAGUGCAGUAGAGGGUGCUCCCGCUACUGUUGCGGCGUCUCCACGCAGCAGCGGUGCUACCGGAAGCGCCAACAACGCCCCACAGAUCACACCAGAGAGCGCGGUAGCCUUGGCGGCCGAAGCCCUCGCGGCCGUCAAGGCCUCACUCGCGCUCGCACAGCACGAGCACCGGCCGAGCCCCGCAAACGGCAAGGACGACAGCGCGAGGAACAGGGACCGCGGCGGUGGCGGAGGUGGGCGAGAGCUGCGAGUGGCGCUCGCUCGCACGAUAGGGGCGCUGAGGAAUGCCUGCGUCGGCGCCGCCAGCUCAACGGCCGAGCUGCUCGGAGGCGAAGAUCCCACGGGUUUUGCCCAGGAGGUGAGAGCGCUCGCCAACGCCCACGAGAAGGAGCUGGAGCAAGCAUUGGUGGAAGAUAAGGAGGGUCAGCUAGGCGCUCCUACUGCUGCUGCUGCUGCUGCUGCUGCUGCUGCUGCUGCUGCUGGAGGGAAUGGCGGCGACGUGGUGCCCGUUGCAUCUUCCGGGCCUGCGGUGGCGGUAGGCCUGGAGUUCUGGUCUCGGCAGAGCGACCUGUGGAGCGGGGUCUUCACCGAGCAGCAGACGGGGCUGCUGCAGAUGGUCCGGGCUCAGGAGGCUGAGCUGCGGCAGGGAAAGCGGCGGAUUUCCUCUCUCGAGCAGGAGCUGGCCGCCCUCGACGAAAAACGCAAGGAAAUCGUAGCCGCCGCUGCCGCUGCGACGGCAAACGCCUCCGCUGCCGGUAAGGAGGGGAGGAAGGGCGGCAGCAACCGGGAUGAGGGCCACGCCGACCGUUCCCUGAAGGAGUCUGAGGUCAACGACUGGCGGAGGCGGCUGGAGAGAAUGCAAGCGGAGCACGAGAGACGGCUGUCCGCGGUGCAGGAGCGGGAGGCGGCGGUGCAGGCGGCGGAGCUGAGGGUGGAGGGCCGCGCGAGGGAGCUGGGGUCGGAGCGGGACCGGCUCGCGGCGGGGGCCGUGGCUCUGUCCGCUGAGGCGGACGGCUUGAGGGCGGGAGCGAAGGACGCAGCUGAGCGGGAACGCAAGCUGGCCUUGUGGCAAGCCGGGCUGGACAAGAGAGAGCUCGCUGCGGAAGACGUACGUGAGCGGUCGAGGCACCUGGAAGAGAUGGAGAGACAGGCGAAGGAACGCGAGCACGAGGCAAAGGAAAGCCUCUUGCUGCUGGAGGAGCAGCUGUCGGUCAAGGAGAAGACGCUCGCUAUCGUAGAGGCCGACCUAGAAAAGGCCCGGCGGGAGAUCGCCGAGCGUGAGGAGGCGGUGCAACGGGACCGGCGAGAAGCCUACAGCAAGGUGCAGGACGAGUCGAGGCUGGAGAAGGAGCGGCUUGACAAGGAGGUAGCGAGACUGAGGCAGGAGGAGCGUAGGCUCGACGGUCUUAACCGCGAGCUGGACGAAAAGACCCUCCAGCUGAGGGAAGAGCUUCGGCGAGAAGCGCAGCGCUUGUCUCGAGCCCAGGAAGAGGGGAAGAUCGCCCUGGCGAAGGACCAGCGGGAGUUGCAGAGGAGUCGGGAGGCCGUUAGGGAAGAGGAGAAGCAGGUGGAGGCCCUCAGGCUGGAGACGGAGAGGGCGAAGGCGGAGGCUCGGGCGGCCCUUGACGCGGUGGAGCUUGAGCGCGUGGAGAUGCUCAAGGGCUUCUCGGAAGUCAGGGUGGCCUUGGAGGAGAAAGAGGCAGCCCUUGGAAGGGAACGAGAUGGCCUGUCGAGAGCUAAAGACCGUUUCGACAGGGAGAGGGCGAAGGCUGCAAGACUUCAAAACCAGGAGUCAAUCGCCUCCGUCAGGCGAGCGGAAGCAGAGAGAGACUUGGCGGUGGAAGAGAGCGAAGCAGCCAAGAAGUCUGCUAGGGAAUUGGAAAGCCGACUACGUGAAAGGCUCAAGGAGGUCGCCAAGCGAGAGGAGGAGGCUGAGGAAGCCGCAACCAAGUGCGGCGUAACCCUGUCGUCACUUGAAGGGGACGCCGCUGAGGUAGACGCAUUAAAGAAAGGCCUCGACAGAAGACACAGACAGGCGGAGAAGGAAGCGGCCGAAUUUGCCGUACGGGAACAGGAAUUGGCGAGGUCGGAAGAUCGGCUCUCCGAGCAGGAACAGCAGCUGAAGGAGCGCGAAGCUGAGUUGGCGGAGGCCUUGGCCGCGCUGGAAAAUUCUCGGAAAGCUCUUGAGGGAGCGGCCGCCUUCGUGCAGGGGCUAGGGGAGGCACAAUCCCUCGCUAGAGAUGCCGCAGCCGAGAGGGAUAGGUGCGUCGAGAGGGCCAAGACGGCGGAGUCCGAGAGGGGCGAUGCCGUGGUCAGGCUACGAACGGCGACGGAAGAGUUGGCGGAACUCAAGGGGAGACUCAGCCACACCGAAUCGUUACAGGUGGCGCGAGCUGAGGCAGCGGAGGAGAGCUUGUCCUUGCUGAGGGUGAAGCUGUCUGAGAUGGACGAUGCCAAACACGACGUUAACAGGAGAGAGAGGCUGGUGGGCGAGCGCGAGGGAGCGGCGCGAGCGUGGGAGUCUAGCCUGCGAAGCGAACAGGCAGCCGCAAGGCAGGCGUUAUCGGAGGCCGGGGCAAGGGUGAAACUGUCGGAAGAGCGGGAAGCUUCCCUCAAGGUCGCGGAAGAGGGUUUGCUCAAGACGUACUGGAUGUCUAGUACUCGAAAUGAGAACAACGGUGUAUUACGUCACCACGACUGGUCUGGUCUGAAGCUGCAGGCUCUGGAGGAACGCUUGGAGGAGCUAGAGAGGCUGAAACAGGAGCAGCGAGAGGCACUCAAAGAGAAGGCUGCGGAGCAUGAUGCUACGAGAAAAGAGCUCGAUGAAGCCAGCCGCAAGGCCCACCAAGAUCUCCUUAGAUCAGCGGCGUCUUUCCUGUUCUCCCGCCUGUCUUCCCUCCCACGCCGACGACUGGAGGGGGCCUGGCUGCAGCUGCGGUUGCGGGGUGUGGACGCCGGUUCGGAGGCGUUGAGGGAAAGGGAGGCGGAGGCGAGGGGACGAGCGUCCGAGCUUCAGGCGUCCAUGGAGAGGGGUUUGCAGGAGCUGAGGGUCGGGAAGGAGGGGUUGGAGGGGCUGGAGGGGCUAGCGGCGAGGGUCAGGGUGGAGGCGGACCUGCGGCAGGUUGCCCGACAACACAAGGAGGUCUUGCACCUCAAGGAGAAAGCCUCGCGGGAUCUAGCCGAGGCGGAGAGCAAACGGGCCGCGCUGGAGGAAGAACGAAAAUCUCUUCGGGAAGAGGCCGACAAAGCGGAGGGGCUGGGACAGGCCCUGGCCCACGAAAAGGCGGUCGUGGAAACUUCUCGCAAGGUUUUGGAAGAGGAGUCUGUGGAAGUGGAGGGCAGACGGAAGGCGCUCGAGGAGCUGCAGGAGGCUGGAAGACGUGAGGUGGACGCCGGGAGAGAGGAGCUGCGGCUUGCCGCCGAGGGAUUGGAAAAGGAGAAGGGUGAUAUCAAAGCAGCUUGGAAGGCCUUCGAGGACGACCGCCUGAAGGCAGAAGCGGCGCUGGAACGUUCCAGGAACGUUCUCGAGGGGGAGAAGGCCGAGGUGCAGCGGGCGAGGGGAGACCUGGACAGGUUCAGCGCACGGGUCGGAGGAGAGAAGGCGGAGCUGCGGCAGCAGAGGCUCCAGCUGGAGGAUAGGGAGGCGGAGCUCAAAACGAGACAAGAGGACGUCCGGGUUCUCGAAGCGAAGGUGCAACAGAACUGCUUGGAAGCCGAGAGGGUUAAGGGAGAGCUCGACGGGCUCCUGUUCGUAGCGUUGGCAGAGCACGGUCGGGUCAAUUGCGCAAGCUCUGUACAAUGGGGUGUUGUAGCGGAAACGUGGGGAAGUGAGCUUGCUGCUGUACGUCGAGAGCUGGAGACCCGCGAGGAGGCGGUUCGUGACACGGGGAGGGAGGUCGGUCUGUCGCUAGACCAAGGCAGGAGCGUUCUGGGCCGGGAGCGGGACAAGCUCAGAGAUGAAGCGGACAACCUCGCCAGGCGACGUCGAGCCUUGGACGUGGACCUCGCAGAGCUAGACGCAACUCGCAACCAACUUCAAGAGAAGGAGGCGGAACUGGCCUCGACGACUCGCGCUCUUGAGGCGAGGGAGGCCGAAGCUGAGAGGCUGCUUCGAGCGGCCGAUGCGGACAGGGAGGGCUUGGACACGGCUCGCGAGGCGUGUUUGGAGCGGGAGCGGGACUUGUCAGCGAUGGAGGCGAGGCUGAGGGAGCGAGAGCUAGAGGCUGACGAAGUGGAGGCGCAGUUAGCCCGCAAGACGGAGGAGAUGGCCCACGCUAGAGAUAUGCUAGAGCAAGCCAGGAAGGAUGCCGAAAACCACGCUAGAGAAGCGGAGGAGGCUACCCUUGAAGCGAGGUCGUUGAAGAAGGAGCUUGAGGGAAGCUGGGACGAGAUUCGUGCCCGGGAAGCUAAGGCGAAGGGUGUGGAAGAGGCUGUCAAGGCUCGGGAGGAGGGCUUAUCCCAGUGGGAGGAAGUUCUCAAGGGCCAGGCUAACGAGGCCUCCGAAAGCACCUCCAAGCUAGAAGCUGACAGGCUCUCCCAGGAGCGAAAUUUCCGGGAACGUUCCGAAGCUCUGGAGGGCGAGGAGCGCCGCGUGAAGGAGGCGAAGGCGGGAUUGGAAGAGAGGGAGACGGCGGUGGCGGAGAGGGAGGCGGAGCUCGCGGAGCUAGAGGCGGGCCGGGAGGCGAGGGCCUCGGAGCUCGAGGGAGUUCGAGAUAGGCUGGCAUUGCUGGAGAAGGCGCUGGAGGGCCAACGCGCCGACCUCGCCAGGAGAAAGGCGGAGGUAUCAGGGUGGGAAGAAGAAGCACACCGGAGGCUGGAGGAGGCGGAUGAAAAGCAGAGGGCGGCGGACAGGUGCAUGAGGGAUGGGGCAAACGCCAGGAGGGAGCUGGAGAGGCUCAAGAAGGCCAUCGAGAGCAACUUCGAGGACCUGCGGCGACAGGCACGUUAUGCCAUAGCUGUCAGCAACUUCGAGGACCUGAAUAGCGCCAGACACGAUAUUAUGCAGAGCAACUUCGAGGACCUGAAUAGCGCCAGACACGAUAUUAUGCAGAGCAACUUCGAGGACCUGAAUAGCGCCAGACACGGCACGGAAGCCGGCCUCGAGCAGCAGAAGGAAGAUGCGAGGUCGCUCCUCCUCAAGGCGGAGGCGGCCGAAUCCGCAAUGAAGGAGGGAGAAAGGAAAUCCGAUGCAACCAGGAGCGAGCUGUCCAAAUCAAGGGCGGAGGUGGAGAAGAUGAGAUCGCAGCUUUCGGAGGCCCUGUCACAGGUGGAGUCUAAGCAGGACGUGCUGGCGUCGAGCAAGUUAGAACUCGACCAGGAGAAGGAGCUGCUGCAGAGGGGGAGGAGGGAGGCGGCAGCAGAGGCGGACAAGCUGGAAAAGCGACGAGAGGCACUCGAGAGAGACGAGGCCGAGCUGUACCAAGCAAAGGACGACAUCUUGCAGCAGUCACAGCGACUGACCUCGUCUUUCCUGGAGCAGAAGGGGGAGUUGGAGGGGUCCACGAGGCGCGCGGAGGAGAGGGCUAACGCAGCGGACGCGAAACUGUCGGCCAUCCAAGAGCAGCUUGACAAAGCCAGGCAACGAAUUUGUGUCGUGGCAGUGUCUAGGGUUGCAGCUGUGGAGGUGGAGAGAGACCAAGCCCUCGAAGCCGUAGGACAGCUGUCUGCUAAGACGGACUCCCUAGAGGAGCAGCUCGAAAACCUCGGAAGGUUGCUGGAAGAGUCGAGGGAGAGGGUGUCGGAGAAGGCGCAGCAGCUGCAGCAUGCCGAGCGCUCGUGGGACGAAGCCCUGAGCAAGAGCAAGGACGCCUCUGCAACACUCGUGCAAGACAGGGAGGCACGCCUCGUCAAAGCCAACCAAGACCUGGAAGACACCAAGAAGGAUCUCGAACUAGCGCGGGAAGAGGCCGCCGCCAUCGCAGCGGAGUUGCAUCGAGAGCAAGAGGCGUUAUCCGUCAGCAGGGCAAGGACGAGCGAACUGCACACGCUCGGGGUCGACAUGGAGAGAGAGCUCACCGCCAUGCUGAAAGACAAGGAGCAGGCCGAGGCCGCGCGGGAGCUUGCUGAGGAGGAAUGGAGGGCUAAGGCAGCGGAGAAGGACGAGCAGGUCGAGCGCCUUGAGGGAAGACUGUUGGAGGCAGAACGGGCGCAGGGCGAGGCCGAGGAAAAGCUGGAACAGGUUUCUUCAGAGGCAUGUCUAGCCAGGGAGCGGGUGGAGCAGGUGUUGGAGGAGCUAGAGGACGCCAAGGAGGGGAUGCAGAGGAGUGAUUCCAGGGCGCAGGAGCUGCAGAGGCGGCACUCCGAAGGGCGGCGAGAGCUCAACCGGCUAGAGGAACACUCGGAAGGGCUUUCUUCUCGCCUACGGCAGCGCGAUCAGGAACUAGCGGAGGCGGCGGCUCUCAUGACAGAAACGCAGCGGGACUUGACCGCUCUCAGAAACAGAACAAAGGAAAUGGAACAGGUGUCUGAGCGGCUAGAGGCUGCUGAGGCUGCCGCCACGCUGCUGAAAGAAGAACUCACGGAGUCUAGGCAAGCCGUCUCCUGGAGGGAGGAGGAGCUGGCCAAGAUGAGGAAGGCUAACGCCAAUUCAGAGGAUCGGCUACGGCAGUGCGCGGAGGAGCUGCAAGGAGUGCUGCUGGACCUGAGGGCGAGAGACUCAGAACUGGACGGCGUUAAGGAAGAAGCCUCGGCCCUGUCCAGCAGGAUGGAUGAGAUCCAGGAGUCAGCCCGUAGGGCUAGGUCGGAGGCUGCCGAGUGGAAGGCGCUAGCCGAGAGGGCCGAGAGCCGUCUGGAGGAGAGCGAUAGGCUCAGGCGCUCGGCACAGAAGCAGCGGUCUGACCAGAUCGACCGGAAGAAACAGACCGAGAUGGCCAGGCUCGAGGAUGCCAAGAAGACCCUCGAACAGGAGAGGAGGGCACUUGGCGAAGAGAGGGCAAGGGUAGCAGAGAAGGGAGCGGAAGCCAGAAGCAUGGCAAAGUCCAUGGACAAGACUCGGAGCCUUCGCGAGAUCCUUGUCGCUCAAGAACGAGAGGUGACGAGCAAGGCCAAGUCCUUGACGGCCAGGGAGCAGCAGCUCGCUCAGGCCGAGAAACAAAUUGUCGCGAAGGAGGAGAGGGUUUCGAAAAAAGAGGUGGGGGUCUCGAACAAGGAGAUGGACGUGUCCGAGAAGGAGAGGCGGGUGUUCGAGAAGCAGCAGGCGUUGUCCGGCAGGGAGGCGAGCGUUUCGGAGGCGGAGGGUAGGGUUUCCGCAGAGGCAAGGAGGCUUUCUGACCUGUCCAAGGAUUUGACGCGGAAAAAAGAGGAGGCCGACGAGCGCGAGAAGAGGUUUAACGCUGCAGCGGAGAAGCUUACCCAAGACGCUGCUCGCCUGGAGUCGGAACUGGAAGCAGCGCAGAUGUCUUCCGAGGCUUCUCGUCUAGCGGUCAGCAUCGGUGGUGUGGAGGAGCGAGUGUCUGCGGAGGCGAAGGUGGUCCAGCAAGAGAGAAGUAACCUGGAGAAGCACAAGCGGAGGCUGCAAGCGGGCAAGGUCGAGUUAGACGAGCGACGCAAAGCCUUGGAAAGCGAGGAGAAAGCUCUAGACACCCGCUACAAGAACGCCGCUGCUAACCUCGAUGCUGAGAACAAGGCGGCGAGAGCUGAGCUAGCAACGGCGAGGAAGGCCCUGGCAAGGGAAAAAGGCGAGCUGGCCUCCAAGAUCAGGAACUCCAGGGCCGAGGCUGAGGCUGCUGCGAGGAAGACCGCGGAGGCGGAGUCGUUGAUGCGAAGGGCGAGGGAAAGAGAGCGUCACGGCGCGGAGCAAGACCGUCGAAGAGAGAGCGACAGACGGGAGGUGGAUCGUGAGCGGCAGGCGCUGUCUUUGCAAAAAGCGGCGCUCGAGAAAGAGGCCAGAGCUCUGCAGGAUCAAAUGGCCGCCCUCUUGGAGCAAAGAACCGUGGCGCAGAACGCUCUCGGAAGCAACAACAGCAAUAGCAGCGCCAACGCCCUUUUCCAGGAGGCCGAGAACCGCAUGCGACAGGCCGAGUUCCGCCACGAAAGGGCCGAACAACGAGAGGCCGCCGCUGCACAGCUUGAAGCCGCGUUGAGGACUCGCGGCGCGGAGCUGUCAACUCGGGAAGAGGCAAUAUCUGCGGCGGCGGAGCUUUCUCUGGCGGCUUCUCGAAGGCAAGCAUCAUCGUCGUCGGUGCGAAACAAGGGGGCCGCGCCAAGGUCGCCUGCCACCACUGUGGGCAAGCAACAGCAGGCACCACCUGCUGUGGACGAUUUUUCCCUUGCAGUUUCAGAAGGGCAGGGAUGGGCGGUUCCCGGCUUGCAGUCGCUCGCGCUCGGCUCGUCCAUCCUCGAAGCGUCUGCGUCGUCUUCCCGCGGCGGCGGAGGCGUCAACUGGGGUGGUGCUGGUACCGGCGAUGGGCUGGGCGAGAACCGGGAAGCCAACACAGGGCCGUCCGGUGCGCGCUUGCAAGGCGGGUCGCGCGCCGGCGUGGACGUGGAAACGCGAGAGCGGCAGCUCGAGGAGUGGUCCAACGCUCUAGCCGAGCAAGCAAGCGCCAUGAGGGAGCAGGCGCUGAGGCUGGAGACUGCGUACGACCGGCUCAGGGAGCGAGAGGCCCAGCCGUCGGCCGAGCACCACGAGUCGGAAAGGCGCCGCGGUGGGGGCGGUGGGGAGACUGAUAAGAAUGACGCCGCUGACGAAUCCCAGAACAACACGUUGCAAACCGCGGUGCACCACGAGCAGCCGCGCGUUGGAACGGAUCCGUCUCAUGCUCGAGCCGCGGCGACUCCCGCAGUCUCCGGCAGCGCCGGUGGCAGCACUAGGGAUGCCGCCAGCGAGGGCCAGCAGCUGCAGCAGAGCCGACACCUAGAGCAGGAGACUGUCCGACUGGCUGAGAAGGCCAGGGAGCUCGAUGCGGAGAGGCAUCGCCUCAAGCUGGCAGCCGAGUCCGCCGAACAGGAGCACGCCCGGGCACAGGCGGAGCGACAAGCCGCCUCGGACGCGACUAGAGACGCGGCGAGGCUGAGGGUCGCGUUGGAGCGGGAGAAAACCCGGCUGGACGCCGAGAAAGGGGGACUGGCGGCGGAAAGGAGCCUGCUGGCAGCCGAGAGGGGAAGGCUUGCGACGGAACGGUCGCGUACUCGGAGAGAGGACGAGGCGGUCGCUCGUAGGGGCCUGGCAGGUUGCCCGGGAGAUGCGGAGGGAGGGAGAAACGACGAGAAUCAAAGCGCGGGUGUUUCGGGGGUCAAGUCUCAGGCCGCUGCCGCGGUCAGUGCUGCCGGGUUCGGAGAAAAACCGGCGGGUUUAACAAGCACGCACGAUAACGUUGGUUCCGCGGAAACCGGCCACCACGCGUUGAGCACGCCGGUUGCAACCACGGGUACGGUCAUGGCGGCGGGGAGUCCCCCGACGUCCGCCGGGGUGGCGGAAAGGCAGGGUCGUGCUGACCCAGCAAGUAUGGGGCAAGCUAUUCCCACCGAGAGUGGUAGCGGUGCUGCUGCCGCUGCAGAGGAGACGAAGGCUUUCUCGCCGCGUCCAUCAAGGGCAGAGGUGCCGCUUGACCACCGGAUAGGGCCCGCUGCCCCCUUGGUCCAAGAAGCGCCGGAGACGCCGGUGGCCCGAAUGGAACAAUCCGCACGACCUACAACCCAAGCCGGACGCCGGCUGGGGUCGGAAUUGGUCAGCAUAUCGGAUCUCGCAAAGGCGGGUUUGGGCGGGCCAGGAGACCAAUCUUCGCUGCGCUCCGCACUACCCGAACCCGAGGCUCUGAACGGAGAUGAUGAUUCGGCCGUCAGCAGGGCGGAGGAGCCCCCAGAGGUGUUAGACAGGAACGGCUUGUCCCCGCGCGUUUCUCAGCGUCGACGAGGCGGUGAUGCGGAGCCCCCAAGGCCGACUCGGCGAAGCAGUGGUCGUGGCCGGGGCAGCAGCGACGCCCGGCGUGGUGCGAGUACUCCGACGGUGGAGAGCCUACGGCGACGACUCCAAGGGGGUGGAGGGGGGCGGCAGGGGGCGGAUGAAGCCCGCGGGGGUUCCUCUUCCGACGAAGAUUCGUCGCCUGGUGCCGCCAAGCCAAUAAGCCGGAGAUCGAGCGGGGCAGCAGCAACAGCAGCAGCAGACUCAACAGCGGCGGCAGCUGCAGCAGCAGCAGCAGGAGGCCGAUCACCAAUCAGUAGCCCGUCCCUCUCCUCCCUGGGGUCUCCUCCAUUGGCUGGAACAGGCAGAGGAGGCCAGUUGGGCCAGGCCCACCGGCCGGUCCCCGCAGACUCGUUCCUCGCCCGGCUCCAGGCGAGGCUGGCCGGAGCGGACCACACCCUCCGGCAGUCGCUUGGCAGGCGGGAGGCCCUGCUGAGUAGGUUCGGGACGGACGGUAGCAGCAGCGUUGCCCCCACGAGCGAGGGGGAAGACACGUCCGACCAGAACGGCUGCUCUGUGGACGCCUCGCCCGAGAUUACGGCCUCGUCUUCUUCCUCGCCGCAGGACGGGGUCGGUCGUGGCGCGGCGGCGGCGGCGGCGCAUGCCAGGAGCGGUAGCGACAGCAGCAUCGUCAGGGGCGACCUCGGGCUCGGCUUGGAAGCAUCCCCUGGGACGAACGCAAAGGGGGGUCGUUUCGGGUUCAGGGGCGGAGGAGGAGGAGGAGGAGGGGGAGGAGGGGGAAGAACACCGCCCCAUAAGGUAGAGUCUCGGAGGGGGGACGAGACGAGGAAGCAGUCCCGCCUGGCGCCACCAAUCGCGGUGCGUGCUCCUGGAUCUACCCCGGUACGACAAAACUCUUCGCAAGCGUCAUCAACGGCCGCACCUGGCGAUACUUUGCCCGUAGCAGCCGCAGCAACAGCAGCAGCACCCUCCACAGAAGCAGCUAGUGGCAGGGCUAGAAGAACAGCUGUUGCUCGUGCAAGCGGGUACGGGCGGGCGGCGGGCAGCGACACGGACGAUACCGAAGCGGAAAAGGAAAACCUCAGGGAGCUCAUGCUGGCCCUGGGCGCUGUAGAUAAUCGCGAAGGUGACGGCGAUGCGAGUGCGGAAGACGACGAGGGCGGGCGAAGACACGGGGUUGGGGGUAGCGUGGAGGCGGGAGAUGAGGCUGGUAGUAUUGCUGCAGGUCAUGGGGAUGUGGUGAGUGGUUCUGAUGGAUACGACGGCGACCAUGUGAUGGCGGCUGCAACGGGCGAAGCUGACGCAGGAGGUGGUAACACCCUCAUGUCGUCAGUGAGGGCGCAGAACGAAGACAUCUCGUCUCGCCUGCAGGACAUGUCGCUACAGGAAGCGUUGGGUCUGUCAUCAUCGGCUUCGUCUCCGGCGUCCGCGGCACCAGAAGGCUGACGGAGAGAGAAACCUUGCUUUGUUGCUGGAUAGUUUUUUACCAAGAGUCGAAAUCAAGCAGCUAUCGUUUCGAGGCCUUGACUUUUUGCUAGCCACCUCUCUCGCCUCGUGCCAGACUGCUGAAUGUAGUUUUUAGUGUUCUGUACUACCCUCUUGAUGUAUGAUGUGUUGUGGGCAUCACACAGGGGGGCCCGAUAUGUAGAAAGGUUGCUGUCGUUCGCUCUCCGUAAUUGACAGCGAGUGUAGCUUGAUACGACAGUACGUUUGGUGGGGAGUGUUGUGAGUUUUCGUGUGUCCUAGUUGUAAGCGUGUUAAAGUUGGUGUUCGGAAUAUGUAGGGCUUUACGUCGUCCAGGUGUACGUAGGGCGGUGGAGCCCGCCCACCGUAACUUGAGUACGGUGUGGAAGGUGUUGUACAGCAUGUUGGAGGGCAUUUGAUGACAGCAGUUUUAUUGUUUUGACUUUAACUUUGGGCAAGUUUAUCGCCACUCAGCAGUAGUAGUUCUUGUACCGUGAGUACACAUGCCUGCACCAACUACUCUGAGCAACAUCAUAGGGAUGAUUACGGAUGCUCGACGUUGGUAAGGUGCAAAACGGGUAGGGGGCGCAUGUCGCUUGCAUGGAAGGCGAAGAAGAGGCAGAAUGUAAACCAGGAUUCGAUCGAACCGCUUUCUACGCAGGUAGGUUUGCACUGCACC
This is a messenger RNA of Ectocarpus sp. CCAP 1310/34, 12217 nucleotides long. NCBI's taxonomy places the organism in Eukaryota, Phaeophyceae, Ectocarpales, Ectocarpaceae. The record is from the annotation of a GenBank genome assembly.